GAACACAGGAAGUAGCGGAGGCCACGCGGCGGCGCCGGGAUGGGGCGGCCCGGAAAGAGCCGUUUCCAGCGGGCUCAGCGGGCUCGGGCCCGGCAGCGCUCCCUGCAGGAAUUCUCCUCCGUCCCUCAUUCCUUCGUGUUCCCGCGCGGCCGCGCCGGGCGGAGCCUCCGGAGCCUCUGCCGGGACCUGCGGAGGGUCCUGGAGCCCUUCACGGCCAGGAAGCUGCAGGUGCGCCGGAGCAAUUCCCUGCGGGAUCUGGUGGCCGUGGCCGGGCCCUUGGGAGUCUCCCAGUUCCUGGUGCUGAGCAAAUCCCAAACCGGGAUCAACCUGAAAAUUUUCCGGCUGCCGGGGGGUCCCACCCUGACCUUCAAAGUGCUGCAGUACUCCCUGGUGCGGGACGUGGUCUCGGCGCUGCGCAGGCACCGCAUGCACGAGCAGCAGUUCCGCCACCCUCCCCUGCUGGUGCUGGGCAGUUUCGGGGCGCGGCCGGAGCUGCGGCUCACGGCCGGGAUGUUCCAGGGGAUGUUCCCGGCCCUCAACGUCCACAAGGUCAACCUGAACUCCAUCCGCCGCUGUUUGCUGAUCUCCUACGACGCCGAGGCGCAGCUCCUGGAAUUGCGGCACUACAGUGUCCAGGUGGUGCCCGUGGGGCUCAGCCGAGGCCUCCGGAAAAUUCUCCAGGAGAAAUUCCCGAACCUGGCCAGGAUGGACGACGUCAGCCAGCUGCUCACGGGGGACGUUGUCCUGUCCGAGAGCGAGGCGGAGCCGGACGGGUCCCAGAACGUUCUGGAACUGCCCCAGAACUGCGCCGGGCGCGGCAACGCCGUGACGCAACAGAGCGCCGUGAGGCUGACCGAGAUCGGGCCCCGUCUGACGCUGCAGCUGCUGAAGGUGGAGGAGGGGCUGGGCCAGGGCAACGUCCUGUACCACGGCCUGGCCCCCAAAGGUGAGGCGGAGCUGCGGGAGCUGCUGGCCCGGCGGGAGCGGCGGCUGCAGGUGAGGGCGGAGCGGCGCCGGGAGCAGGAGCAGAACCUGGAGCGGAAACGGCAGCAGCGGGAACGGCACAGGCAGCGCAGCCUGGCCGGGAUGGGCCGGGCUGCAGGUGCCACAGGUGUGCCAGGUGCCACAGGUGCCACAGGUGUGCCAGGAGGUGACAGCGAUGCCGAGGACCCCGGCGCACCUGAGGCAGGUGAGGCCGAGCCGUCGGACGAGGACGAGGCCGAGUAUUACAGACAGGAGCUGGGGGAGGAGCCUGACACAGAUUUGUUCCCUGGUCACUCCAAGAGGAAGCGAAGCCCCUCGGCCGCGCCCCGAGCGCGGAAACGACGGAAGAGGAGCCCAAAAUCCACACCUGGAACCCCAAAAUCCACACCUGGAACCCCAAAAUCCACACCUGGAACCCCAAAAUCCCACCCUGGAUCCCAAAAAUUCACACCAGGAACCCAAAAAUUCACACCUGGAUCCCAAAAAUUCACAUCUGGAACCCGAAAAUCCCACCCUGGAUCCCAAAAAUUCACACCUGGAUCCCAAAAAUUCACACCAGGAACCCAAAAAUUCACACCUGGAAGCCCAAAAUCCCACCCUGGAUCCCAAAAAUCCCACCCAAGACAUCCCAAAGACCCCAAAUCCCACCCCAGGAAAACUGGGACCCCCAAAUCCCAACAGGAAACCCCAAAAUCCCAACCUGGAACCUCCAGAUCCCACCUGGGAAAUCCCAAAAAUCCCAAAUCCCACCCAGGAAACCCCAAAAAUCCCAAAUCCCACCCCAAAAAUCCCAAAUCCCAUCCAGGAAAUCCCAAAAAUCCCAAAUCCCACCCAGGAAAUCCAAAAUCCCACCUGGAAAACCCCAAAAAUCCCAAAUCCCACCCCAAAAAUCCCAAAUCCCACCCAGGAAAUCCCCAAAAUCCCAAAUCCCACCCCAAAAACCCCAAAUCCCGCCGUGGGAAGCUCCUGACCCCCCGGAAAAUCCCGAAUUUCCCACGGAAAAAGAAAAACUGAGAGGGGGGGAAAAAAAAAAUUGGGAAUUCGGGACCCCCCCCUGAUCCCCCAGGGAUCGGGAAUUUGGGGUCCAAUGGAAUUUUGGGAUCUUCCAGAAGAAUUUUGGGGUUCCCAGGGGAAUUUUGGGAUCCCCCCCCCCGCUGAGGAUUUUGGGAUUUCCAAGUGGAUUUUUUUGGGAUUUCCAGAAGAAUUUUGGGAUCCCCCAAAUCCAGGGGAGACCACCCAAAAAAAAUGGAGAAAAAAAAAACCAAAAAAAAAAGGGGGAAAAAACUCCAAAAAUGAGGAAAAAACCCCAAAAAAUGGGGGCAGAAUCCCAAAAAAAACCCCAGUGGGGAUUUCAGGAAUUCCCAGGAAUCCUCGAGGCCGGAAUUCCGGGUUGGAAAUUUGGGAAUUGUGGCAGGAAUAAAAGUUGGAUCCAGCCCAGGAA
Molecule: messenger RNA, 2425 nt
Organism: Vidua chalybeata
Lineage: Eukaryota; Metazoa; Chordata; Aves; Passeriformes; Viduidae
Gene: PPAN
Product: peter pan homolog
Exons: 12
Coding region: 40-1998 (652 amino acids)
Biological process (GO): ribosomal large subunit assembly; rRNA processing
Cellular component (GO): preribosome, large subunit precursor
Molecular function (GO): rRNA binding
Source: RefSeq, a predicted model, not a curated record